UUUCCUUUGACUUGUAUACAAAUAAUGUGUAAAAAACCCAAAAAACUUGGAAUAGCAUAAGACUAAAAAAUGAGUCAAUAUUUCAUGUGCUAACAAAAUAACAUUAGGUACUCGUCCAAUCACUUCACUCGACAAUGUAACCCAAAAUAAAAUUUCAAUGAGUCCAAAUUUGUUGCCUCAAUCUCGAAUUUACAAUGAUGUGUCAAAAUUUAAUUGGCGAGACAGAACGUGUCAAACGAACUAAAAUUAAUAUGACCAUUACUUUGAAUGUUGUAAUAGUGAAUAAUACAUGUAAUUUCGAAUUUAAAUUUAUUAAAAACGGAACUUAUCUAUUAUUUGUCUUAGUUGGUGCGUUUUAUCCCUUUAUUAUAAAGUAUAUAAUAUCUAUAACUCAUUCACUUUGAAGUUUGAAUACAAGAUUGAUUCCAUGUGUGAACGUCACCUUCAAACAUGGCUAAAUACAAGAAAUAGUAUAGAAAUCUGAAGAAGCUAAAACUGAAUUCAAUCAAGGUUAAAUCUGCUUAUGCGAAAAUAAUUGAUUAUUUAACUUCUCACAAUCCCUUUAAAAGCCAAACAAAUUCGAUUAUUCCAUCAACUUUCUGAGAUAAAGAGGGAAAAUUAAUCAUAAUCUCUAUCAUGGCCAAUUUUUCUUGCUUUUUUCUCUUUUUCCUCGUCCUUUAUUUCGCUAAUUCUUAUUCGAAAGCGCAGAGCGUGCCGGCAAUGUACGUGUUUGGCGACUCCCUAGUCGACGUUGGCAACAACAAAUACUUAGCGCUCUCCGCUCUUCAAGCAGAUUUCCCUCACAACGGGGUCGACUAUCCCGGCGGAAUAGCCACGGGAAGGUUUUCUAAUGGCAAGAAUUCUGCAGAUUUCUUAGCUGAGAAGUUGGGUCUAUCGACAGCCCCGCCAUAUCUUUCGCAACCUAACGAUGUUUUCAUGAAAGGUGUAAGCUUCGCCUCGGGAGGAGCCGGAAUCUUCAACACCACAAAUGAGGACGUUCUUAAGCAAACAAUUCCAUUGCCAGUCCAACUAGGGUAUUUCUCUCUAGUUCAUCAAAGGCUUGUGAAAAAACUGGGAACAGCCAAUGCCCAAGAACACUUAUCAAAAUCACUAUUUCCAGUCGUAAUCGGGAGCAACGAUCUAAUUAACUUUUCGAAAUCUGGAAAUUCUCCUCAACAAUUUGUUAAUCACAUGGUUUCGUCACUCAAAGAGGUGCUCAAGAGAUUAUAUGGUCUAGGGGCACGUAAAUUUUUGGCUGUUGGGACAGCACCAAUUGGCUGCGCCCCAAAGCAAAGAUUUCAAAGUACAAGUAAUGAAUGCAAUGAAGAGGUGAAUUCCUUGUCCAAAAAGUACAACAUAGGACUCCAAACAAUGUUGCAAGAAUUGAAAUCGGAGCAUAAGGACUUGCACUACUCCUAUCUUGAUGCGUAUAGUAUCUUUACAAACUUUAUCGACAAUCCCGCAACUUACGGUUUCAAUGAGACUAAGGUUGCUUGUUGUGGAUUAGGGAGAUUGAGAGCCGCGCUUCCUUGCACGCCUGUUUCUGAUUAUUGUUCCAAUAGAAUCCACUGCAAAGAAUGGAUGAGGUCUUGA
Messenger RNA from Olea europaea var. sylvestris, 1593 nucleotides. Its product is annotated as GDSL esterase/lipase At5g55050-like. The transcript is spliced from 6 exons. Gene Ontology annotation, molecular function: hydrolase activity, acting on ester bonds. Lineage: Eukaryota; Viridiplantae; Streptophyta; Magnoliopsida; Lamiales; Oleaceae. The record is from RefSeq and is a predicted model, not a curated record. The coding region runs from base 637 to 1593 and encodes 318 amino acids.